UCACCACGAGUCCGGUCUGAGAUGGGGGGGCACAGACAGGACACGGAGAGAACAGCAGCCCAGUCGGUCCCUGCUCUCCGGAGGAUCCCGAGUUGUUCUUCACACUUCGGCUUCUUUCUCGUCCGGCUCGGUGCGCAAUGUCGGAACUUUCCGUCAGUGACCACCUGGAAGGGAUCUUAUCCGACUUUGAAGCGCUGAAGAGAUCUUUUGACAUCGAAGAUGUUGACGACAUACCAUCCUUCUCUACAGCAUCAGCCGUCUCCACCCCAGUUUCCCCCUCUUCUGCCCACUUCUUCCUCCACCACAACAAAGCCAGUGAGGAGCUGGGAGGGGGUAGCCAGUCACCUUCAUUGGCCUACAAUAACAACAACAACAACAGCAGCCUGGGCCCCACAGCCCACCACUCACGCAUCAGCCUCAGUUCCAUUCCAAGCCCAGUGCUCAAGUCCCGAGCUGUGGUAAGCAGCCGGUCCUUCAACAGAGGGACAAUGAACAGGUCGGCCAGUCAGAACAACGGCUCUGCAGUAUCCAGAGCAGCAUCUUUCCAGAGCAGGUUGAACCCCAAUGGUUACUCCAUUUUGUGUGGGCCAGGCAGUGACAACGACAGCCUCCACAGCUCCACGUCCAGUCUGGAGUACUCUGGGGGAUGUGGUAGUGCCCUACCUCCUACUAAGUUGGGGGCAUAUUCUAGCCCUCCACUUUGGGGGGAGUACCACCGAACACCGCCCCAGGUUCCACAACACAGACAAGUAGGUUCCAACUUGGGAAACAACCCUCACUUGAAGAAGUUUUCCUACCAGUCAAGUGUUUUCCACUCUGAGAUGGACCAGGGCCCAGGGAUGAUACUGGGUGUACCAGAGAGUCGCGGGGAAAACCAUGGCUCCACCACCAGCCUAGACCUCCAAAGUUGUGAUGGAGGGGGAGGAAUGGUCGGUAUGCAAAGCGUUGAAAGUGGAGGACAGAUUUCUCCUAGGUUAGGGCAUAUCAAUGCUAAUGCUAACUGGAAUAGUCUAAAUAAUGCCAGUUCUUUUGGGGAGGAGGGAUACAGUUGCUCCAAAAAGCACUACCAACCAGUAGAGACCCAGGUCCUGAAGACUCCCCAGCCAAAGGCCAAAGAGACUUUACGUCUCAACAAGUUUCCCUUGGAUCUGGACAACUUGGUAAGCAGCACCACUCCCACCAAGACUCAAGGAGGAUUCCUAAGCCCCAACACCCCCAAGCCUCCUCCAAGGAGUACAGGAGGCCUUCAGCACCACACCAGUUCACCAUCCACCUCGACCAGCCCUUCAGCCUCUCUGAGCAGCCUGGAUGGUGCUUCUGACACCCCUCCCCUCUCCCUCCACCACCCUUUUUUCCCUUUCUCUCCACGUUCUGUACCACAAUUGGGAUCAAUGCCCUUCUCAGAGAUGAUCUGCUCCCAAGGGUCCCUUUCUCAUGCCGAGAUCCCCCAGCAGAAGUUUCUCUCAGGGCCCCAAGUUGCCGAGGUGGUCCCCACCCUGCCUACCCCUUCCAGUCCCUUCAGCCCCAGAACCAUUUGGUCUGUGGCGGAUAGCCACGGUGAUGCCAGAGAUAGCGUAGGCUCAAUCUUACAAAGGAUCGCUUCCUUCUCCCAGCAUGCUGUUACUGAUACCACCCCAGCUGCGUUGACCCAGUCCCCUACAGUUCAAAGCAAUGGUGGGUUGUCAUCUGACAUUGGCUGUCCAGCUGCAACCAUUCUCAUGCCCACACGUAAAGAAGGGAAGAAACAACAAGAGACUGCUGCACAGCUGGAUACGCACCUGCACAGCCCAAUGGAGGAAAGACAGGAGAUGGAGAGGGGCAUCAUGGGACAAGAAGAUCAGGUCAAGUGCCAAGAACAACCGGCCAGUCCGAAGACACAGAAUUCUAAGACGGCGAAAGGGGAGAAGGGAAUGGAGGAGGGAGAAAUGAGGAAAGAAACUGGGUUGGAGAUGGACCUAGAGGCCCAGGGGAAGGUGGAGCUGUGCCCGUCUGUGCAAGACCUGCAGAUGAGCUACAUCCAAGGCACUGACCUGUUUGGGUACGUGGGUAUCGAGGCGGUGCUGGACCAGAUGAGGCGCAAGACCAUUAAAGCCGGCCUGGAGUUUAACAUCAUGGUGGUUGGUCAGAGUGGUUUGGGUAAAUCCACGCUGGUCAACACUCUGUUCAAGUCCAAAGUCAGCCGGAAGUCCUGCAUGCCGAACUACGAAGAAAAAAUCUCCAAAACAGUCAAGCUGCAUUCAGUCAGCCAUGUCAUUGAGGAGAAAGGUGUGAAGAUGAAGCUGACUGUGAUCGACACUCCAGGAUUUGGAGACCAGAUCAACAACGAAAAUUGCUGGGAUCCCGUAGUGAAGCACAUCAACGAGCAGUAUGAGAAGUACCUGAGAGAGGAGAUUAAUAUCAACCGCAAGAGGAGAAUACCAGACAGCAGGGUCCACUGCUGCAUCUACUUCCUUCCUGCCACAGGACACAGGUUACGCCCCAUCGAUGUUGAGUUCAUGAAGAGGUUGGGGAAGAUAGUAAGCAUUGUACCUGUCAUCGCCAAAGCAGACACACUCACCAUCGAGGAAAGACACGAGUUCAAAGAGAGGAUAAGGCAAGACUUGAGCGCCAAUGGGAUUGGUGUCUACCCCCAGAGGGAGUACGAUGAAGACCCCGAGGAGCGCAUCCUCAAUGACAGAAUCCGGGAGAGCAUUCCCUUUGCUGUGGUGGGAACGGACAAGGAGCACCAAGUGAAUGGAAACAAGGUGUUGGGCCGUAAAACAAAGUGGGGAAUCAUUGAAGUUGAAAACGUGGCGCAUUGUGAGUUUGCCAACCUGCGAGAUCUCCUCAUCAGGUCUCACUUGCAGGACCUGAAAGACGUAACACACGACGUCCACUAUGAGACCUACCGCGUACAUCGCCUCAAUGAGAGCAAAGUAGACUUCAGAGACCUGGGCCAGUCCACCUGGCCACUGGAGAACGGACGAGCUGACAAAUGUGAAUCCGACAGCCACCUCUGAUCUCCCCAUCGUCCUGCUCAUCCUACUCACUCAAUCACAUUGACAGAUAUUUUCAUACUAGAUCCUUUUAUUUUAUUUUUGCAGUAAGAGACAAACCACCAAGUGGAUUGUUUUUAAAUGAGAAAUUAAGUUGCAAUACAUACAAAAUGCAUCAAAUAUGGAUACGUAUGAAACCACUGUUCACAUAUGUAUUUACUGGAAGCAUGGUGACAAGUUGCGGGAGCAGGGGAGAAGGCGACGGGAAACAAAUACAUCCCACAAUGGUUGCUAAGCGUCUUUUUAUCUACUGUACACAUUUUACGAUUUAUGGACAGAAGUGUGGACAAACCUUUCUGUUCACCCUUUCUCACAUCUCACAUCUGGAAAGCAGCACAUUAGAGCCCAAUUAAUAGUGUCUUCAUAUUGCAGACGUGCAGAGAUGUUUGUCCAUACAGUGCGUCAUUCUUGCUGAGGUCACGUGUUCAAAGUAUAAAAUAUGACGGGAGGGACACAGAACCCUAGUGUCUAACAUACCUUUUUCAUAAAGAUGCUGGUACACAUUUAAGUGCCAAACCAACAUGCUUCAUUCAUCCAACCCUUUAGUGAAAUGUGUGGAGGAAUUGGAUCUGCUUUCUACUUGCCAUGGAUAGAAUAAAACGUGUUAUGAUGUCAUGGGUUAGUCAGGGUUUAACUUAGAGGGUGUGCAGAAGUGUGUUAGUUUGAAUAGGCCAAGUGAUUAGUAACACAAACUCCAUGCUGCUCAGAAAAGCCAUAUGCUAUUACUAUGUAGGUGUAGCUAUUCACCUGAACACAUAGCUCAUAAUCUGGAAUCUGCUUUUCAUGUAGAAAACAUGACUGUCUGACUUUCACUGAGAUCAGGUUACGAACAGGAUAAUUGAUGCAGGAGUAUGAACUAGCUUUUAUAAUUAGUGGUGUUUUUCAAUGUUUCGGUUUUUAGGUGCAUUGGACCGGCUUCUGGUUCCCCCGGUUGGCCGUUCAUUAAAACAAUCAGACAUUUACACAUAUAUGUUCUCAUUUUCUUGCUAAACCAAUCCAUUCAAGCAUCCAGCCAAUUAAACAUACAAGACGUUUGUAGUGCAACUCAAACAUCACUGUGUAGACACACCACAGUGUCUAAAUCCAGAUCAUCCUGCCUGGACACACCAACUAUGACCCAAAUACAUAACACUAGAUAUUUUCUCAUCAAUGCAAGCAGCCUAUCCUGCCGGGAUUAAUGAAAACCGUCAAUAUUGUGGAUGAGAAUGCAACAGUUAUGAUAAUGCUAAUGAUAAACCUCAUUGAACUAGGGGUGCACUGACCGCUCUGAAUCAUUGGAGAUGCUUUAGGCCAAUCAUCUGUGCCAUAAGCCCCAUUUGUACAGCUCAUUGGAUCUGUUCACAACUCUAUGCCUUUAAAUGUGUUCAGAUUACAAGUCAAGAACUGCCUUCCAGUACACAGGUACAGUACAGUCUCAUCAUAUUCAGCUUAUUUUGACGACUGCUUGUUCUCAGUAGGGUAAAUGUUCCUCCCGCCUCCUCAGACACAGUCACACAGAUAUUUCUGGUGAGAAGUGGGAGCUACGCUGUCCUUGAUGGUUGGCCUAGGAACCACUGGACCAUGCUUCACAAAAGGAAAGGAGAUUCCAUCCCACAAUUCCUAGUGGCGGCGAAAUUUAUAUGGUGACGUAUCAUUCGGCCGAAAUAAAGAUCAGGAUGUUUGGAAAGUUGUAGUUUUGCCACCGUUGACUGACAUCACUAACUUGGGUCUCCCGUCGCAUCACAGAUAGGUAGCUCAGUGGAAGCAGGGGUCAGAAUCCCUAAACACAGUGGUUGUCUUUUACUAACUAGGAGGUCAUUUUGGGACUAUUUGAAUCCAGCCUGUAGCCCUUUAAAGUCCUUCACUUGGCUUCCUCCUGUGUUGAGGUCAUACUCCUGCCACCACAGGUCGACGUUGCAUUGUGGUAUUGUUAUGGGUGAUAAUGUGAACUACUAGUAGUCGUUGCGUUCCCGUUUUAACCCAUGAGGCUGAUAACAAUAGAUGCAGGUGCAGUGUGGAUGGACACCAUUCUAAAACAGCACAUGUACAAGGAAAGUCUUUUCUGUAACAUUCAUAAAGGGUCUCUGUCCUCUACACUGAGCAGGUGUAUGAAUAGGAUAUUAAGUUGGACCAUCUGUGCCUUGGUCAUCAUAAUUGGUGAAAAAAGUUCCCCGCUAGCUAUCAUGACUAAAUACAAAACCUUCUGCGAACUUGAGAGUUUGUUUGGGAGAGAAAAAAAGCAUGUAAUAAAGCUGCGAAUUCUGUAAUUCUCAAAAUAAACCCAAAUGCUGGCGGUAUUCAUUUUAUUAUGUACACCUCCAUGUGAAAAUGUGUAGCAGGAUUCCUACUGAUUGGAUUGAAACAAUGGUUCAUGCUGAGAUGACAAAGCAUCCCUCCAUGGAUGAGUUAGGAGGAUAUAAUGCGACAGAUGCUGAGUUCCUCUCUGUGACUGUACUGCAUAUACUCUUAGUGAGAGCAGGCUCAAUGGUAAUAUGUAGGCAGCUACAGUGGGAACUUUUACUGGAAAUGAUUAUGACCACUUAAAUAUUUUCCAACGAGUGUUAGUCUCACCUGAUUUUGCUUACUACGCUGUCACUAUUCACGGAUUUUCAUUCUGAUCAUCUGGCACUGAUUCUCAGCUCUAUAUCCUGAGCCUCUGCGCCAACUUCCUCCUUGUAUUUUAUACACAGGAUGUACUAUUAGUUCCGGUUUGAUUCAUUGUUUUUUAUAGUAUUGAUGCACCUGUUAGCACUGUUGAUUUACAAAUAAAUACCUAAAUACACCU
This is a messenger RNA of Pungitius pungitius (ninespine stickleback), 5799 nucleotides long. It is a transcript of the gene septin12, whose product is annotated as septin 12. Gene Ontology annotation, cellular component: cell division site; septin complex; microtubule cytoskeleton. Gene Ontology annotation, molecular function: GTPase activity; GTP binding; molecular adaptor activity. The transcript has 11 exons. The record is from RefSeq and is a predicted model, not a curated record. Bases 138 to 2999 code for a protein of 953 amino acids. Lineage: Eukaryota; Metazoa; Chordata; Actinopteri; Perciformes; Gasterosteidae. Gene Ontology annotation, biological process: cytoskeleton-dependent cytokinesis; intracellular protein localization.